This is a messenger RNA of Penicillium diatomitis, 648 nucleotides long. RefSeq names its product Ran family GTP-binding nuclear protein. NCBI's taxonomy places the organism in Eukaryota, Fungi, Ascomycota, Eurotiomycetes, Eurotiales, Aspergillaceae. Gene Ontology annotation, molecular function: GTPase activity; GTP binding. The transcript is spliced from 5 exons. Bases 1 to 648 code for a protein of 215 amino acids. Gene Ontology annotation, cellular component: nucleus; cytoplasm. The record is from RefSeq and is a predicted model, not a curated record. Gene Ontology annotation, biological process: ribosomal subunit export from nucleus; protein import into nucleus.
AUGGCAGAGCAGGCCCCACCCACAUUCAAGCUCGUCCUGGUCGGUGACGGUGGUACUGGCAAGACCACCUUCGUCAAGCGCCACUUGACUGGAGAGUUCGAGAAGAAGUACAUUGCCACUCUUGGUGUCGAGGUUCACCCUCUGAACUUCACCACCAACCUCGGCAAUAUCCAGUUCGAUGUUUGGGACACUGCUGGGCAGGAGAAGUUCGGUGGUCUCCGUGAUGGUUACUACAUCAACGGUCAGGCCGGUAUCAUCAUGUUCGAUGUUACCUCCCGUAUCACCUACAAGAACGUUCCCAACUGGCACCGUGAUCUUGUCCGUGUUUGCGAGAACAUCCCCAUCGUUCUUUGCGGUAACAAGGUUGAUGUGAAGGAGCGCAAGGUCAAGGCCAAGACCAUCACCUUCCACCGCAAGAAGAACUUGCAGUACUACGAUAUCUCCGCCAAGUCUAACUACAACUUCGAGAAGCCCUUCCUCUGGCUUGCCCGCAAGCUGGUCGGCAACGCUCAGCUGGAAUUCGUUGCUGCUCCCGCCCUUGCUCCCCCUGAGGUCACCGUCGACCUUGACCAGAUGGAGAAGUACCGCCAGGAGAUGGCCGAUGCCGCUGCUCAGCCCCUUCCCGACGAGGACGACGCCGAUCUGUAA